Molecule: messenger RNA, 1017 nt
Organism: Indicator indicator
Lineage: Eukaryota; Metazoa; Chordata; Aves; Piciformes; Indicatoridae
Product: V-type proton ATPase subunit S1-like protein
Exons: 7
Coding region: 1-1017 (338 amino acids)
Cellular component (GO): proton-transporting V-type ATPase complex
Source: RefSeq, a predicted model, not a curated record
AUGGAAACUCUCGCCCGGCACCGCGUGCGACAACCCCGCCAGCCUGCGGAGGCCCGCCAGUUCGGUUUCCUCAGCGGGUCGCGUUCACCUGCAUUUCCAGAUCAAGACUCUCUGCUAAAAAGUGGUCGACGUUAUGAUGGUGGUGUGAAGCCAAAAUUGAAUAUAAAUCAAGUGCAGGUUGUCAGCUACAAUUUGAGCAGGAGAGGAAAGUGGGAAAGAGCAUCCUGGAAGCCGUUCACUCACAGCCACUCCAGCCCUCUCAACGUCACAGUUAAUGGCAUCCCCUGCAUUCUCUUCUGGGCCAAGAGGAUCAUGAUUAAGUUUGAAAACCACACACAGCUGGAUUUGACAGAGAAGACAUUUGGUGUCCACGCAACAGUGGAUGUUGGAGAUUCAAACUGCAGUGAAGACAACGCAAUGCUUUCUCUGAAGUUCGGUGACAUUGGCGAUCUAAAGGGACUUGUUAUUAGAUUCUUAUUAACAACCAGCUAUUACCAGCUGUCUGUUCAGAACUGGUUCAGUCUACACAGACUGCAGCUCCUUUACAACCAUUCCAUACAAGCAACAUUUAAUGCGACCAGAAUAUACGCACCAGCAAGUUACUCCUACCACUGUGAACACGUGAGCAGCUUGCAGAGAUAUGAUGCACUUCUAAUACCCAGCUCUGCAAAUGAUCUGUCAAAGCUUUGGGAAGUCACAUUUAUUGAUUUCCAGAUUCAAGGUUUUAACAUUCAAGAAGGACAUUUUGCCUAUGCAAAGGACUGUGCAUCCUUUUUCUCUCCAGCAAUACUUAUGGGAUUGGUUAUGUCACUGAUUCUGCUUCUGGUUCUUGCCUAUGCUCUUCACAUGUUGAUCCACCUGAAAUCUCUUGACAGGCACUAUGAAUGCAAAGCUUCUCCUGCCUAUUUUGGACAGAUGAAAGACAGUGAUAUUGGGGAUGAGAAAGAGCCACUGAGAAACAGUGGAAAUGAGUCCUAUGAACUAAGAAACCAACAAUUCUGUAAAAUCUAUAUUUAG